Molecule: messenger RNA, 1407 nt
Organism: Budorcas taxicolor (takin)
Lineage: Eukaryota; Metazoa; Chordata; Mammalia; Artiodactyla; Bovidae
Gene: GFAP
Product: glial fibrillary acidic protein
Exons: 10
Coding region: 1-1407 (468 amino acids)
Biological process (GO): intermediate filament organization; regulation of chaperone-mediated autophagy
Cellular component (GO): cytoplasm; cell projection; intermediate filament
Molecular function (GO): structural constituent of cytoskeleton
Source: RefSeq, a predicted model, not a curated record
AUGGAGAGGAGACGGGUCACCUCAGCCGCUCGCCGCUCCUAUGUCUCCUCCUCGGAGAUGGUGGUGGGGGGCCGCCGCCUGGGUCCCGGCACCCGCCUGUCCCUGGCUCGAAUGCCGCCUCCACUCCCGGCCCGGGUGGACUUCUCCCUGGCCGGGGCACUCAACUCCGGCUUCAAGGAGACCCGGGUCAGCGAGAGGGCAGAGAUGAUGGAGCUCAAUGACCGCUUCGCCAGCUACAUUGAGAAGGUGCGCUUCCUGGAGCAGCAGAACAAGGCGCUGGCUGCCGAGCUCAACCAGCUGCGGGCCAAGGAGCCCACCAAGCUGGCCGACGUCUACCAGGCAGAGCUGCGUGAGCUGCGCCUACGGCUCGAUCAACUCACCGCCAACAGCGCCCGGCUCGAGGUGGAGAGGGACAACCUGGCACAGGACCUGGGCACCCUGAGGCAGAAGCUCCAGGAUGAAACCAACCAGAGGCUGGAGGCUGAGAACAACCUGGCUGCCUAUCGACAGGAAGCAGAUGAAGCCACCCUGGCCCGUCUGGAUCUGGAGAGGAAGAUUGAGUCUCUGGAGGAGGAAAUCCGGUUCUUGAGGAAGAUCCAUGAGGAGGAGGUGCGGGAGCUACAGGAGCAGCUGGCCCAGCAUCAGGUCCACGUGGAGAUGGAUGUGGCCAAACCUGAUCUCACAGCGGCUCUGAGAGAGAUCCGCACACAGUAUGAGGCAGUGGCGUCCAGCAACAUGCAAGAGGCGGAGGAGUGGUACCGGUCCAAGUUUGCGGACCUGAACGACGCCGCCGCCCGCAACGCGGAGCUGCUCCGCCAGGCCAAGCAUGAGGCCAACGACUACCGACGGCAGCUGCAGGCCUUGACCUGCGACCUGGAGUCCUUGCGCGGCACGAACGAGUCCCUGGAGCGGCAGAUGCGCGAGCAAGAGGAGCGCCACGCGCGGGAGGCGGCGAGUUACCAGGAGGCGCUGGCCCGGCUGGAGGAAGAGGGGCAGAGCCUCAAGGACGAGAUGGCGCGCCACCUGCAGGAAUACCAGGAUCUGCUCAACGUCAAACUGGCCCUGGACAUCGAGAUCGCCACCUACAGGAAGCUGCUGGAGGGCGAGGAGAACCGCAUCACCAUUCCUGUGCAGACCUUCUCCAACCUGCAGAUCCGAGGGGGCAAAAGCACCAAAGAAGGGGAAAGUCACAAGGUCACAAGACAUCUCAAAAGCCUCACAAUACAAGUUAUACCAAUUCAGGCUCACCAGGUUGUAGAUGGAGCCCCGCCGGCUCUCGAAACCAGCCUGGACACCAAGUCCGUGUCAGAAGGCCACCUCAAGAGGAACAUUGUGGUGAAGACCGUGGAGAUGCGGGAUGGAGAGGUCAUUAAGGAGUCCAAGCAGGAGCACAAGGAUGUGAUGUGA